UUUUUUUUUUUUUUUUUUUUUUUUUACAUAAGAUAACUUGACACUGUAACUGCCACCAAGCUAGCAGGAAAUCAUGGCAGACCUUGGCAUCAAAGCAGGAGACAAGGUGCUGUUUGUUUGGGCUCAGUCCUCAGCACCAGCAGCCCUGAAACAGUAUGCAGAGGAACUGGGUGCCACCGUUGGAGCAGAUGGCAAAGUGUCAGUGGAGAACAUGGAGAGACUAUUGCUUUCCUCCCAUUCAGCAUCCACCUUUGACUGGGUGCUCUCUUGCCUUCUGGCUGACAGCUCCUCCUUCCACAGUUCAGAGACUCUAGUCGAGAUGGCCAGAGUGCUGAAACCUGGAGGGAAGCUAGUUCUGGAUGAACCAGUUAAUGGAGCUGAGAUGCAAAUUGUGAGGACUGCUGAUAAGGUGAUGUCAGCUCUGAAGUUGUCGGGCUUCAUGUCGGUGAAAGAGGUCAGUAAAGCAGAACUGAGCCCACAGGCAUUGAGCUCCCUCAGGACUACCACUGGUUACCAAGGAAACACCCUGUCUAGAAUCCGCAUAUCUGCCUCCAAACCCAACUAUGAGGUGGGAUCAUCCAGCCAGAUUAAACUGUCGUUUGGGAAAAAGACACCCAUGCCAGUUGUAGCAGAGAAACCUGCCCUGGAUCCCAACACUGUCAAAAUGUGGACGCUCUCAGCAAAUGACAUGGAUGAUGACGAUGUGGAUCUGGUAGACUCUGAUGCUUUGCUUGAUGAAGAUGACUUGAAAAAGCCAGAUCCGGCUUCUCUUAAAGCCCCAAGUUGUGGAGAAGGAGCUGGGAAUAAGAAGAAAGCCUGCAAGAACUGCACAUGUGGUCUUGCUGAAGAGUUAGAAGAGGAGACUAAAGGAAAACAGAAGACAAACCUACCAAAAUCUGCAUGCGGAAGUUGUUACCUUGGUGAUGCGUUCCGAUGUGCCAGCUGUCCAUACUUGGGGAUGCCAGCGUUCAAACCGGGAGAGAAAAUUGUACUGGAAAACAACACACUGACGGAUGCUUGAAACUGCAGAGUUCACACAUUUAUUGCUUAUGUUUCAAAACAUUACAUUCCUCACUUUUCCUUCCAUCCUGAAAUGCUCCUGAAGACACAAUUGCCUCUGCAAAAGUGACUGGUGUAAAAACUGCUUUUUCAGUGGACAUCACUGCUGAUUUGAUGGGGAUUUCUGUCUGUUUGUCUAGAGUUCAGUGAGACGGCUUCUGUUUGAUGAGUUCAGAGUUUCAAAUUACAACACACGGCAUCUUGUUUCCUCUGUGACACACCAACAUUAAUUGUCCUGCUGUCAUUUCACAACAGGAGAAAUAGCAAGUCAUGCUCACAAAGAGUCUCUUAAUUUGAGAGUUUGGCAUUGCAGCUUUGACAGUGAGCAAGAGUUGAAUGUAGUGGAAAAAAGUGCACUGUCAUUGCAGUUUUACUCCUGCCUGUUGUUAAUUAUACAAUUAAAGCCUACAGCGGUCCAUACAAGGAGGUUAUAAACUGAUGCAAUUCAAGCUUAUUUAUGUAUACAAAUGCAAGUCGUUUGGCAUAGGAGGUGCUGUUGCCUUUUUUUUGCCAUGUUUUCAUUUUAAUACAAUAAACGAAAGCGAGACUUACGAUGA
Xiphias gladius (swordfish) is the source of this 1616-nucleotide messenger RNA. It is a transcript of the gene ciapin1, whose product is annotated as cytokine induced apoptosis inhibitor 1. NCBI's taxonomy places the organism in Eukaryota, Metazoa, Chordata, Actinopteri, Istiophoriformes, Xiphiidae. The record is from RefSeq and is a predicted model, not a curated record. The coding region runs from base 74 to 1021 and encodes 315 amino acids. Gene Ontology annotation, biological process: iron-sulfur cluster assembly. The transcript is spliced from 9 exons. Gene Ontology annotation, molecular function: iron-sulfur cluster binding. Gene Ontology annotation, cellular component: cytoplasm.